AUGUUGACUCAACUCCCUGCUGAGCUACGCGUCAAGAUUUACGCGGUCGCCACCGAAGACUACAUACUGCGCACCUGGACCAGAAUCAGUACUCCUAGGGACAUUCAUACAGGCAAAGUCGAGUGGCCGUGGAAAGACGUCGAAGGCCUGCGGGCGAGAUUCUUCUUCGAGUUUCUCUCUCGUCAGGAUGAAGCAUUGAAGGCGCCACGAAUGCAAGUUCAUGCUGGUCUACUUCGUGCCAACAAGCCCAUCCGCGAAGAAUUCAUUUCACAUCUAUCAGCUGGCGGCGUCUCGUUUGGGAUUCUCAAUGACUCCGGACACAACGAUCUUGAUCGCUUCAGUACCCUGGCCAGCCUUGUGCUGGACCCGUGGAGAUCCUUGCUCACCACAAUCAGAGACUUAUCCAGGCAAUUGCCUGGCCCACCCUAUUAUCCGGCAUUGAGGCAGCGCCAUGGCUUUCCCGCAUUGAAGUGCAUCGAGAAGUCUGCGACUACGUAUUCCUAUCGCGGUGAAAUAGCGAUCAGCACGCAAUCGACAAGACCAGCCUUUGGGAAGCUGCUCGAAGAUCUUGCGGCGGGUUCGCGGAGGUUCUGUACGACCCGGCUCAACGUGUGGGUCCGCAGCUAUGAAGGUCGGGCUAGCGACAGAGGCGCCCAGAAGGAGCCGAGCAAUGUCAAGUGGGUUCUUCGCCACAAGAUUGGGCACCUCAAGGUCUCCCUCCGACGCACUGGCAACAACAGAACCAUGCCUCCGUACAGGGCGCUCCACCUUGAUCAUAUCGCAAACGCAAUGACGAGUCGCAAUGCCGAUGGUUCAACCGAACAUAUUCUAAAACCUAUCCCUUGGGCAGAAAAGCGUAUCGACGCAUCCUUGGAGAAGGCUUUGAGCGGAUACACCCCGGUCUCGUUCGAGCUCUACAUCUAG
Molecule: messenger RNA, 924 nt
Organism: Cyphellophora attinorum
Lineage: Eukaryota; Fungi; Ascomycota; Eurotiomycetes; Chaetothyriales; Cyphellophoraceae
Exons: 2
Coding region: 1-924 (307 amino acids)
Source: RefSeq, a predicted model, not a curated record